This is a messenger RNA of Cyanistes caeruleus (blue tit), 716 nucleotides long. The record is from RefSeq and is a predicted model, not a curated record. Lineage: Eukaryota; Metazoa; Chordata; Aves; Passeriformes; Paridae.
AUGUGCCCUCGCACCCCGCACUCUGGGUGCCCCACCAGUGCACAGCAGAGGGGAAGCAGCAGCUCCCUCGAUCUGCUGGCAACACCACAUCACGUGCAGAUUGGGAUAUUGGAGGUGCCUUUGCCACAAGGACAAUUGGGAGGAACCUCUCCAUGCCAGGGAUUGAUUGGGAAAAAGAUUCAUCCUAGCGGGAAGCUCCUCGUGCUUACAGACGGACUCGGAAAGCACACGACUGUGGAGCUGAGCGAGCCUCUGGAUGAGGAGAUUUCAGGAGUUAUUGAAGUGGUAGGAAGAGUAACAAAUCAGGCAACCAUCAUGUGUGUAUCAUACGUCCAGUUCAGAGAAGAUAAAAGUUCAUUUGAUCUGGAACUCUACAAUGAAGCACUAAAAAUUAUUCAUGAAUUCCCAGAAUACUUCCCAUUUGGUACUGGCAGGAACACUUGAUUUUUAUUAGCAUAUAUUUAAGGCUUCAGAGCAGACAACAGUGGUUUCUUGUCUGGCAGCAUAGUAACAGUUGCAUUUAUUUUCAACAAAUAUACUGAAAAGACACUGUUACAUGUGCUAAGUAUUGCCUAUGGAGAGUAUAUUCUUCAAAAAUGUAUUUAUUCAGCAAGGAAAACAAAUGAGAAUGUCUCACUGUAUAUAUUUAACCCUUUCACAUCUAUGAGGAGUGUUUUCUUGCAAAAUCAGACUUGUCAGAAACUCAAAUUCUGAGU